AUGAAAAUAUUUGGGCCUGCACUUUUCUUUUCUUCUCUACCGCUGCCCAGAACCCUAGAUUUAUCCAUCAAACCACCAUUGCUGCAACUCUUACGCCUACCAACAAGACUAAAUCGCUGCAAGCCUGCGGCUUCUACCAAGGAGGCAAGGACCAACAAGCUAUUGCUUCAAGCUUCAAGCUCCAGCACCCGUUGGCCGUUGCUUCAAGGCAUCAAGCCACGAAAUCCUCUGUUGCCGCCGGAUUUUGGCCAUUUAAAGCUUCAAAGCUUCAAGAUCCAGCACCCAUUUUCCUCCAGUUUCCGUGCUGCCACCACACUGAAGCUCCGCACCAGCACUUCAAUUAAAGUCACAUAUGAUCAUCAAGAUCGUGAAACCCAUGUCCGUCGAAGACAAGUUAAUAAAAUGAAAGAGAUUCAUGUUAUUGAUGAGGAUGAUGGGCCUUCAACUGAAUUCGACCGCCAAGAUGAUGAUUAUCUUGAUAUGGUUUUCGAAAAUGAUGUUCAAAUGGGAACUAAUGAUUUGGAUGAUACUAAUUUGGAUGGUGAUGAAGAUAAUGCCGAAGAUGAAUUCCAAGAGAAUUGGUAUGGUGAAGAUGAUUGGGAAAAUAAUGAUUUUGAUAAUGUGGAUUAUGGGAAUAAUGAAUUUGAUUCAAACGAUGAAAAUGAUUGGUUAUAAAUUAUUGUAUUUCUAAAUUAUUAUGAUACUUGAAAA
Coffea eugenioides is the source of this 711-nucleotide messenger RNA. RefSeq lists its product as uncharacterized. NCBI's taxonomy places the organism in Eukaryota, Viridiplantae, Streptophyta, Magnoliopsida, Gentianales, Rubiaceae. The coding region runs from base 1 to 675 and encodes 224 amino acids. The transcript is spliced from 3 exons. The record is from RefSeq and is a predicted model, not a curated record.